AUGGAGCCUCUAAGGAGCCUCACAGGAGCCUCAAAGGAGGCAAAGGAGGAGCCAAAGGAGGAGCCAAAGGAGGAGCCAAAGGAGGAGCCAAAGGAGGAGCCAAAGGAGGAGCCAAAGGAGGAGCCAAAGGAUAGAAGGGCAGAAGGAGCCCAACUGUUGAGCCAAAGGACCAAAGCCAUGCUCCGAGUGCGAAGCAUGCAAUGCAUGUGCAUUGCGUGUGCCGCGGUUGCAAAUCCCAGCCUUCCCAGGUCAGCUGCUCUUUGGUGCGCCUUUCCGGGUUGGGAAAAUGACCGCAGUCAUGCGCUGCCCUUCAUCGCAUCAGCCCCGCAUCAGCACCUAGCGGCCCCAGCGCAGGCGACACCGGCGACAUUCCGAAGCGACCGGCUGGCCUGGCCGGCCGCCUCCCAGGCAACAGGGAUCAACAGGGGAGGAAUCCGGAAGCGAAGCGAUGAUACCGCUUGCAGUGCUCGAGGAGUCCCGGCCUGGGCAUGGAUGUCAUUGAUGUGCACCAAGGCAAGUGGCGGCAAGUGGAUUCAAGUGGGACUGGACGAUAGUGGACUCACGGAGCUCGAGAUGCUGCAGUCGCAGCUGGCGAAGCGCAUCUCAGCCGUUGUUGAGGACACAGGUCCCGUGAAUGGCAAAGCCGAGCUGAAUGCCGUUUUGGCUGCAGAUUCGCCAACCCUGACUGGCCAUGUGAACAUCGCCUGGCCAACUGUGCCCCUAAUGGCAGAAGGUGAAGAAGAGAGACUGAAGCUGCAAAGGAGGUUGCCUCUGGGCCGAGAUGAGGCCCGGCCAAACAAUUGGCUCCAGGAGUUGCAGGCCUCCUGGGCUGCCGGGGCCGCGGCCGCGCGCGCGGAGCGAACGGAGUGGCCAAAGGAGGAGGCUGUGGUUCCGGAGCCACCGGAGCCGCCGCCGGAGCCGCCGGAGCCCCCGAAGCUGCCGAAGCCAGAGGGCAUGACUGAGCCGGUGGCCAGGCCCUCGAAGGAUGCAGGAGCAGGAGCGGUCCCCCUUGUGCUCACUCCAACAUACUUUCAUUUCAGGAGCGAUACAUAA
Symbiodinium natans is the source of this 1053-nucleotide messenger RNA. The record is from the annotation of a GenBank genome assembly. Lineage: Eukaryota; Dinophyceae; Suessiales; Symbiodiniaceae.